Suillus paluster is the source of this 2480-nucleotide messenger RNA. RefSeq lists its product as uncharacterized. Gene Ontology annotation, biological process: protein transport. Gene Ontology annotation, cellular component: cytoplasm. The record is from RefSeq and is a predicted model, not a curated record. The transcript is spliced from 3 exons. Bases 123 to 2480 code for a protein of 785 amino acids. NCBI's taxonomy places the organism in Eukaryota, Fungi, Basidiomycota, Agaricomycetes, Boletales, Suillaceae.
ACUUCCAAUUCAAGUCUUCAUGAAGAAACUGCGUCUGAAAUUCUGCCCUUAAUUUUAAAUCAAACUGGUCAGAACCAAAAUGGUUUCAAAGCUGAGCCGUCGGCAUCGUGAAUCAUAGGGAUAUGCGACUCUGUAUCUCUGCAAGUACAAUGUCAAGCAAGCACGAACCUCAAGGCGCUGAUAUCGUCCUUCGGUCGCGGACUUCGUCUCUCAAGCCUAGACCAGACACCUGCUCGACUUUGAAAGGCUCCUUCCAACAGGAAUCUGUGCCGCCUACCAACGCUGAUGCUGAUAGCCAGAUGACCGUUCCGAUACUGCGCUCAAUGAGCGCCAUGAGAGGUCUCCUCCUAGCGGAAGUAGGGGACUCGAUGGUGGAAUUCGACGUGUACGGCAAACCAGGGGAAUCCGGAUACCGCGUUGGCCAACGCAUAGCACCGGGGUGUCUUGUGCCUGAGGGAAGCUCGAAAUUUGCUCCAUCACCCCGAAAGGUCCUUUCGGCCCCAGACAUUGUUGUCGGAGGCACCGGAAAUCUACCUAACAGCGCGACUUUCUUCGACGUCAAUGCCACGCCUGCCAAGAGCAGCCCAGAAAUCAAGGCCCUGCUUGGAAACUCGAAUUCCAAACUGAAACCCAGGGCAAUCGUCCCUCCACGCCCGGGAUUACGCAAUGCUGAUAGCAGCGGAGAUCUUGGUACAGAUUUCAAGCCCAUUGCGCUAGAAAAGGCAAAGUGGAGAACGCGUGUGGAAGUCGACAUCAUACUCGAGAACCAGGCUUGCGUGCAAGGGGGAUACCUCAAGGGGACAGUCAAAAUUCACAUCAAGAAAGGCUCCAAGAAAGAUGCGCCACUCCUUCUUUCACAGGGGAAAGUCAGGGUCGUCGGAUUUGAGUGCAUACCGCAGAAAGAUAGCAAGUGCACGUUUUACAAAUGCUCAGCUCUUCUAUCGGAAAUUGCUCCAUCGUGGAAGGGUCUCUUCAAAUCACCACCCGAUGACGAUGGUUGGGCCGAAGCACAAGAGGGCGUCCACGUCUUUCCAUUUGCGAUGCUCCUUCCUCCAGACGGUGGCUGCGGCAUGGCGAAAGGUGUUCUGAGCAUGCACUCUGGAGUGGCUAUUAAGUACGUCGCUAUGGCAGAGAUCAAAGUCAAGGACGCGGUAACAUCCAAACAAUCCAUCGCUCACUUCUACCGCGACUGCGAGGUAUGGCCACGUCUAGACGUCAUAUCCACGCUUGCUACAAACUCUCGUCCUCUGGUUGCAGAAGUGGCCACCAGGGUGUUCAUGGGUGGUCCAGGAAAAAUCAGGCUGUCGGCGCGUAUCCACCGAUUCCACUGGGUUGCCGGCCAAAGAUGCACCGUUCAUUUCCGAGUAACCAACGACUGCAAGAAAUUGGUAAAAGGCGCUGCCAUCGCGCUGAUACGAACACUAACCGUGUUCAAGCCCCAACCGUACUUGGACGCUGGAGAUGCUGAUCCGGAUGCUUGUCAAACCUCGACGAAAGCAAAGUGGGUGACGGAAAGCGUCCUUGAGUUGGGACAGCGGUGCGCUAAGGGACACGCGAGCGCAAAAGGAUGGUGGACAGGUGUCGCUCCCGGUCAGACGAGCGAGUUCGAUCACUCUGUGAUAAUACCCCCCGACGUUCAUUCUAUCGCCCGGACGCGACUGCUCGAGGUUGAGUACACACUUCGCAUAAGUGUGGGCAUCGGAAGGUGCUCCUCGGACAUACACGUCAUCCUGCCCAUUCGAAUCGUCAACUUUCUUUCGCUCGAUCCUCCACCUACGCCACCACUCCGCACUCAAAGCAAGCAACGCCCCCUACCAGAAUGUGCGAAGCGCGAACCGUGGUAUCGGAAGUCGCGAAUCGGAAAUAUUGUAGAGACCGACGAGACAGUCCCUGGUAUGAAAUAUACCAGGGAUAUGACAGUUGCGACACACCCAGAGAAUACCGAUGAUGGGCCUGUCUUCAGUGGUGAACAACAUCAAGACCCGGACGUGAGCGCAGAUUCAGCGUCUGUUUACCCACCUUCUCAGUCUGAGAGCACCAUCGCACACCGCGAGAACCUCCUCCGCUCCGUAUCUGAGGAGGAGAUCGGUCAAGUCCUGGGGACACUCAGUGACACCGCGAGCUUCGCCAGAGGAUGUAUGACAACUUCGAGCAGUGCGAUAGAACCUCAUAUCCUUGCGCGUCCCCGAGGACCCCGUUCAGGUACACUGAGUCAGCUCCAACCUCCACAGGCCGAAAGCACGCCCAACACGACGUUUAUUGCUCGUCGCAUUCAGGAGAAAUUGCAGAGUCCAGGUACAAGUUGGGUGAUCGUCAACCCGUUUAUCGAACAUAAAUCAGAUGUAACCAAGGCGCAGACGUCGCGUAUCUCCAACUUUGGGAGCUCAUCGACAAUCCUUCCCAGACCACCCGCGAUGAUUGAUGAGACUGCUAUGCGCCGUCCGCCAUCAGCGUUGCUGCCGGGUAGUCGGCAUGUGUGA